Aspergillus aculeatus ATCC 16872 is the source of this 1841-nucleotide messenger RNA. Its product is annotated as putative diacylglycerol O-acyltransferase (DgaT). NCBI's taxonomy places the organism in Eukaryota, Fungi, Ascomycota, Eurotiomycetes, Eurotiales, Aspergillaceae. Gene Ontology annotation, cellular component: endoplasmic reticulum membrane. The record is from RefSeq and is a predicted model, not a curated record. Gene Ontology annotation, biological process: triglyceride biosynthetic process. Bases 140 to 1663 code for a protein of 507 amino acids. Gene Ontology annotation, molecular function: diacylglycerol O-acyltransferase activity. The transcript has 4 exons.
CUCCGCAAUUGUCUUUGACCGUUACGAGUUCUUUGUCCGAGCGAACCACCUCCUGGGACAGCCAUCAUUCAACCUCCAAGCUGGGAUGCGAGCUUACUGGAUAAGCUAGGGGUUUGAACUUCUCAACGCGAUUUCAUCCAUGCAUUCCGCCGAAGAGAUCUCCGACACUACAGGUGCUCUGAGCACUGGCAGUGACGACACUCUUUCGUCGUCCGCGACCACAAACCGAAAAACAUCUACAACUGGCGCAAAUGGCGCAGAGGGCACAAUUGGGGUCAAGAAGGAAAAGAAGAGAAGCAAAUAUCGACAUGUAGCAGCAUAUCACGCCAAAGUGCGUCAUUCUAGUCUCACGCGCGAACCCAAUGUGACGGCGAGUUUUCUCGGCUUCCGCAAUUUGAUGGUGAUCGUCCUAGUGGCAAUGAACCUUCGACUCAUCAUUGAGAACUUCAUGAAGUAUGGCGUUCUUAUCUGCAUCAAAUGUCAUGACUACCGCAAACAGGACGUGGUCUUAGGAUCGAUCCUCUUCGCCCUCGUCCCGUAUCACCUUUUCAUCUCCUAUCUCAUUGAAUUGACAGCGUCGAAGCAGGCCAAGCAGGUCAUCGGCCAAAGAAAGAAGAAUGGUUCCGCGGAGGCAGCUGAGCGCGACCAGCGGACUUUCCGGGUUACCUGGUGGCUUUCUGCUUUCUUCCAUUGCAUCAACACUCUAUUGAGUCUUGGGGUUACCAGUUUCGUCGUAUACUUCUACAUCCAUCACCCUGGAAUUGGCACGUUGUGUGAACUGCAGGCUCUGAUCGUCUCGUUCAAGAUCUGCUCGUAUGCCUUCACCAAUCGUGACUUACGCGAGGCAAUGCUCAACCCAUCUAUGGAGUCAGCACUCCCCGAGAUCUACUCGUCCUGCCCGUAUCCCCGCAACAUCACUCUCGGAAAUCUCAUAUACUUCUGGUUGGCUCCUACUCUGGUUUACCAACCCGUUUAUCCGAGGUCAUCACACAUUCGAUGGUCCUUUGUGGCGAAGCGUCUGUUCGAGUUCUUUUGCCUGACCGUAUUCAUCUGGCUUCUCUCCGCUCAAUACGCGGCACCCGUUCUCCGAAAUUCCAUUGACAAGAUCGCUGUGAUGGAUCUUGCGUCGAUCAUGGAGCGAGUGAUGAAAUUAUCCACCAUCUCCCUUGUGAUCUGGCUGGCCGGCUUUUUUGCAGUGUUUCAGUCACUGUUGAAUGCGCUAGCCGAAGUUCUGCGCUUCGGUGACCGCGAAUUCUAUACCGACUGGUGGAACAGUUCCAGCCUCGGAGGGUACUGGCGGUCGUGGAAUCGGCCUGUGUAUCUUUUCAUGAAGCGGCACGUGUUCUCGCCACUCGUCGGACGAGGAUGGAGUCCGCUCGCGGCGAGUACUAUUGUAUUUCUGGUCUCCGCCAUUCUCCACGAGAUGCUGGUUGGUAUUCCGACACAUAAUCUGAUUGGAGUCGCCUUUGCGGGAAUGAUGUUUCAAUUGCCGCUGAUUGCGAUCACGGCCCCGUUAGAAAAGAUCAAGGACCCAUCAGGCCGGGUGAUAGGAAACUCGAUCUUCUGGGUUAGUUUCUGCCUCGUGGGUCAACCUCUGGGAGCCCUGUUAUAUUUCUUUGCCUGGCAAGCGAAGUAUGGCAGUGUGAGCAAAAUGGGGGUGUAGAUUGUUGUCUGAUCUGUUUCGUCACUUUUCUUCAAUACUUCAAUGGCUUCAAUGGCAGUAAGCGGGCUUGAACUGGCUUUAGUGCCUCUGCAGUUUCCAAUCAAUAGAAUAAUGCAAGGAGCAACAAAGCGGCACGUCAACCAUAGCUAGAAGAGAAACUCCUAGAAGCAUCGUUACU